Messenger RNA from Dromaius novaehollandiae (emu), 3350 nucleotides. It is a transcript of the gene ZNF362, whose product is annotated as zinc finger protein 362. Gene Ontology annotation, biological process: regulation of transcription by RNA polymerase II. The coding region runs from base 480 to 1691 and encodes 403 amino acids. The transcript is spliced from 10 exons. Gene Ontology annotation, molecular function: DNA-binding transcription factor activity, RNA polymerase II-specific; RNA polymerase II cis-regulatory region sequence-specific DNA binding. The record is from RefSeq and is a predicted model, not a curated record. Lineage: Eukaryota; Metazoa; Chordata; Aves; Casuariiformes; Dromaiidae.
CGGCGGCGGCAGCGGCGGCGGCGGCGGCGGGGGGGGCCCGGCUGGCGGCCCCGCGCACCGGAGCCUGGGCGGGCGGAGGAGGAGGGCGCGGAGGCGGGAGGGCGGCGCGGGGGCGCCCAUUUUCCUCCGUGCCGCCGGAGCGCCGGGCGGACCGCCGCUUGCCGGGGAGCAUGACUGUUGAAAAACGCCCCGCGGGCAGCAGCGCUUCUCGGCUAGACCCGGAGAUGGACGCGGAUAAGGGGAAGCAGCGCCAGUACUCUCAGAGCGAAGGCGAGACAGAGAGGGCUGCCAAAGUAGAGGCGUUCCCUAGAGAACUGUAGCUUGACUUAGCGGCAGUUUGGUAGGAAGUUGGAAGGCUAGUGAGCUCCGGGGCCUGGCGCUUGUACCCACCCGUGCCAUCAUCUACCUCCAUCACUCUGGAGCCGCCUCGACACGUCUCCCCCGGCAGCUGCGGCCACCUGGCUUCUGAGGCCAGCCUGAUGGCGGAGCCUCGCUUCAACAACCCCUACUUCUGGCCGCCCCCUCCCACCAUGCCCAGCCAGCUGGACAACCUCGUCCUGAUCAACAAAAUCAAGGAGCAGCUGAUGGCGGAGAAGAUCCGGCCGCCGCACUUGCCGCCCACCUCGGUGGCCUCCCAGCAGCCGCUGCUGGUGCCCCCGUCGCCCGCCGAGAGCAGCCAGUCCAUCAUGUCCCUCCCCAAGCUGCAGCAGGUCCCCGGCCUGCACCCGCAGGCCGUGCCCCAGCCCGACGUGGCCCUGCACGCUCGGCCGGCCACCAGCACCGUCACAGGGCUGGGGCUGGCGUCGCGGGCGCCCGCCGUCAGCACCUCCGAGUCGAGCGCGGGCACGGGCACCGCCACCCCCUCGACGCCCACCUCCACCAGCCAGAGCCGCCUCCUCGCCUCCUCGCCCACCCUCGUCUCAGGGAUCACCAGCCCGCCCCUCCUCGACUCCAUCAGGACCAUCCAGGGCCACGGCCUGCUGGGGGCCCCCAAGGCCGAGCGGGGCCGCAAGAAGAUCAAGGCGGAGAACCCCUCGGGGCCGCCCGUCCUCGUGGUGCCCUACCCCAUCCUGGCCUCGGGGGAGACCGCCAAAGAGGGCAAGACGUACAGGUGUAAGGUCUGCCCCUUGACGUUCUUCACCAAGUCGGAGAUGCAGAUCCACUCCAAGUCGCACACGGAGGCCAAGCCCCACAAGUGCCCCCACUGCUCCAAGUCCUUCGCCAACGCCUCCUACCUGGCCCAGCACCUGCGCAUCCACCUGGGCGUCAAGCCCUACCACUGCUCCUACUGCGAGAAGUCCUUCCGGCAGCUCUCCCACCUCCAGCAGCACACCAGAAUUCACACCGGCGACCGGCCGUACAAGUGCCCGCACCCCGGCUGCGAAAAGGCGUUCACGCAACUCUCCAACCUCCAGUCUCACCAGCGACAGCACAACAAGGACAAGCCCUACAAGUGCCCCAACUGCUACCGGGCGUACACGGACUCGGCGUCGCUGCAGAUCCACCUCUCGGCGCACGCCAUCAAACACGCCAAGGCCUACUGCUGCAGCAUGUGCGGCCGGGCGUACACCUCGGAGACGUAUUUGAUGAAGCACAUGUCCAAACACACCGUGGUGGAGCACCUCGUGAGCCAGCACUCGCCGCAAAGGACCGAGUCACCCGGCAUCCCCGUGCGGAUCUCGCUCAUCUGAACGGGGCUCCCGCCCGGCUCCGGGGGCACCGCGCCGACGCCGGACCCCCCCCUCGGCGCCGCCCCCGGCCCGCCACGCUUUGGGAAGGGGAGCCGACGGAUGCCGCCGCCGCCGCCGCGCUCCGGAAAGGCGCCCGGCCGCCCCGCGCCCCGGCCGGGCCCGGCUCCCCCAGGGCCGCGGUUUCGGUGACAUCCAAAGACGGUUUCAGAGCACUUUGAAUCUCUGCGGUUUUUUGGGGGGUGGGGUGGGGGGGUUCUUCUCUUUCCUUCGGUCCCUGCCCCUUUCCUUUACUGCUCUCAUUUUGGAUACAAAUAUAUAUAUAUAUUUAUUGGCCAAGAAGUUGGUGCUGCUAAAACAGAAACGAAAUAAGACACAAAAACCGCGGACAGAGGAAAACGCUGGAUGGCGAAGCGGGGAGAAACGCCGGGCCCGCGACCGUCGGCCUGUUCUCCCCUGGGACUCUCCGUUGGGAGCCGCGGCCGGAGAGGGGAGCCGGCGGGACUCGGGCCGAGCCGGCGGCCGGUGCCGCGGCGGGACGGAGACUGCUGUGCCGCGUCGUCUGACCUCUUUGGGACGCUUUGAUUGUGGUUUUUUUCUUUUUUUUUUACGUUGUUGGGUUUUUUCCCUUUGGGUUAUCCGCUCGCCGCGCUGGACCCCCGGAGGACUGGCUCAGCGCGGGGCUGCGAGCGCCGGGGGGGGGAGUGAAAGCAGCCCGGGGGGCGACCCGAGCCGUGCGCCGGGACCAGGGGAUUUCGGGAGCAGCCGUGGGAUUUUGGGACCCCGCUGGGCAAGGGCACCGCGCUCAGGGAGCCCCCAGCCAUGGGGCUCUGCCCGGUGCGGGGGUCCGAGGCGGCGAGGGGCCGGCCGAGCCCCCCAAAUCCCCGCUCCCCUGGGGCAUCGCUUUGCCGGGGAAGCCGGGCCCGUAUAAACCCCGCACGCAGAGACGGGCGGGCGCCGCUCCCCCCCCCUCUUUGCAGAAAAACUAGACAAAAAUCUCAUAUAUAUUAUGUACUCUUCGGUUCCGUUUUUGGAUAUUAACUGUGUUAUUUUUUUAUACACUUUUUAAGCCUUAACUCAUUGUUUUGCCAGGGUGUUUAUUACCUUCUGUUUAUUAAUUUGAUAUCCCGCAGCCUUCCCCCCCCCGUCCCUGCCUCUGGUUCUUUGUUUCCGAAUCGAUGUUGUACGAUACUCAAUAUUGUAAUCUUUUUUGUCAGCAUGUUAAUACUGUGUAAAUAGGCCUCUUAUACAUACUGUUAACACUUCUUUCCCCCUCCUCCCCUUCCCCCGUUUUGGGGCUUUUUUUAUUUUCCUCGGUGGAAAUCCAGGCCACAUGUCUCUAGAGCUAGUUAUUACCUUAUUAAAAAAAAGGAAAAAAGAAAGUGGGGAAAAAAAAGAGAAAAUGAAGAAAAAAAAAAAAAGAACAUCCCUCCCUCCCUCCCUGCCCUCUGUCUUGCAUUGUGGUUCACGGAAAGACGCGAGGAGGCCGCGGCCUUCGCCGGGAAAGUUUGCAUUUUGUCGGCAACGAAUUGAAACCUGCCAAACUGACGACCCUUUAAAAAGAAAAAAAAAGAUGAAUUUAAAAAAAAAUUGCUCUUUGUAUUUCUCUGUUGUGGAAGACAAAAAAAAAAAACGAAAAUAAACCUGUACAUGCAAACUUUG